Tetranychus urticae (two-spotted spider mite) is the source of this 2393-nucleotide messenger RNA. Its product is annotated as sodium-independent sulfate anion transporter. The record is from RefSeq and is a predicted model, not a curated record. Gene Ontology annotation, biological process: sulfate transmembrane transport. NCBI's taxonomy places the organism in Eukaryota, Metazoa, Arthropoda, Arachnida, Trombidiformes, Tetranychidae. Gene Ontology annotation, molecular function: secondary active sulfate transmembrane transporter activity. Gene Ontology annotation, cellular component: membrane.
GGGCAUAAGUUAAACUUGCUUUUUUAGUUUUUCAGUAGUUUUUAGUCUGCUGUUUACUCUCACCUCACUCACUAUUUUUGACUACUGUCUUUUUUGCCUACACUUUGGUCCUAAUGCUAAGAAUCGAUGACGAAACAAUUCAAUCAAUUGGUGCCUUAUGAACGGAUUGAAGGCCAUAACAUACCAUGUCGACGAAAAUCUCUUUCAACAAGUUGUGGUAUGAAUAUUCGCAUGGAUGAAGACGAUGAGACUUCUUUAAGAGGUUGCUGUUCUUGGUGUCGACAACGAUUUUUUACCAAGGAAAAACUCAAGAGACGUUUCCCUAUUGUUACAUGGUUGCUUAAAUAUUCCUUGCUUGACCUACGUGGUGAUCUAAUUGCUGGUCUAUCAGUUGCCUUCACAAUUAUCCCACAAGGCUUGGCUCUUGCAAUCUUGGCUGGUUUACCCGCUCAAUAUGGACUUUAUACGAGUUUUAUUGGUUUAUUUGUUUACGCACUUUUUGGAACAGUUAAAGAUGUUGCUUUUGGACCAACUUCAAUUCUGGCCAUAUUAAUUGCUCCUUUUGUUGUUAUGGGUGGCACAACUUAUGCUAUCCUCCUCUCAUUUUACACCGGUCUUCUCAUGUUAAUUCUUGGUAUGAUGAAUCUGGGAUUUGUUGUUGAUUUCGUAUCAUUUCCCGUCCUCUCUAGUUUCUCAACUGCUGCUGCUAUUACCAUCGCCUGUUCUCAGAUGAAAAGCUUUUUUGGUAUCCAUUUGACUGCUGUUCGCUUCUUACCUACAGUUGUAGGCCUUUUAACCCAUCUCCAUGAAAUUAAUCUCUGGGACACAUUUUUGGGUGUAGUUUGUCUUGCCUUUCUCAUUCCUUUGCAACACUUUCGUACUUCAUCAUUUUUCUUUCUUGAGGGCCGUGUAGCACCUCAUUCAAUGAGUCUCAGAAUUUUCUCUAAAAUUUGGAAUCUAAUCGUAACUGCACGAAACGCCGUUGUGGUCAUCAUCUGUGGUGUGAUUGCUGCUCAUACUAACGUUUUCACAAUAAAUACAGAUAUAAAACUUGGAUUACCUCCAAUGCAAAUUCCUACAUUUAGUUAUGGUUUUAAUGAAACUUAUCGAUCACCAACUCAAGUUAUUGGUGAUUUGGCUCCUGGUAUUCUUGUGAUGGCUUUAGUUGGUCUAUUGGAAACGGUUGCUGUGGCUAAUGCAUUUAUGCCAAACAAAAAGUUGGAUGCUACACAAGAACUGAUUGCUCUUGGAAUCGGAAACAUUCUUGGAAGCUUUUUCUCCGCUUUCCCAGCAACUGGAAGCUUUUCUCGAUCAGCUGUUAACCAUAACAGUGGUGUUCGAACACCACUCAGUGGCAUCAUCACUGGUUCGUUAGUUAUUCUUGCUUUGGCCACACUUGCUCCCUACUUUAAAUUCAUACCAAAACCAGCCUUAGCAUCAAUUAUUAUCGCUGCCGUUUUGCCUAUGGUUAAAUUUCAAGAUAUAUUGACUAUUUGGCGAGCCAAUCGGAUUGACGUUGUCCCUUAUUUCAUCACACUUCUUUCGUGCCUUUUCAUUGGUCUUGAAUAUGGGAUUGGUUUAGGUGUCACAUUUUCACUGUUAGUCCUGCUUUACUUAAUGGCAAGACCAAGAAUCAGUAUCGUGAUGCGUAAAACUCCUUGUGGUGAUGUGUUUCUCUACGUCAAACCUGAUCGAAGUGUUCUGUUUCCAUCAGUAGAGUACAUGAAGGUCAAAAUAAGCAAGGCUAUUGACUCUUAUGGCUGUUCAACAAAACAUUUAUCUAUUGUAAUCGAUGGCGAGCAUAUGUUCAGGGCUGAUUCUACUUUUGCUAUGUCUGUUAGACACAUGGUGGAUCAUUAUCGUGAUUCUGGUUUCAUAACAGUAUUCUACAAUCUUCGGAAAGCGCCUUACAGAGCUUUGGAUGUUGUUUUCUUAGAUUCAGAGGAUUUCAUCUACUGUGAAGAUGAGGAAAAAGUAUAUCAAGCUAUUCGAGCAGGAAUUGUUAAAUCUGGAAUAUCUAAUCAAUCAGAUGAAAGAGAUAGUCACCCAUUGAAAAGAAGAAAAUCCAGUCAUUGGCUUACCUCAUCGGUAGAAUACUGAUUUUAAUGCACAAAUUUAUAUAAAAAACUAUGAUAAUUUACUAAUUACAGUAUUUGACAAAUUAUUUUCACAAAUUCAUCACACAAAAUGACCCUUUUUGUCUUUCACUUUUAAUACUUUAAUUUCAACUAGUUAAAUGUUCCUCCUUUUUCAAUCAUGUAUUUCUUAAAACUAUGCAAUUGACAAAUGCAAUGUUUGUCUUCCCUUAUAUUAAUAAUAUUAUAUUUUGAUUAAAUGUCCCAUUGCUAUAUCGGUCGAUCUGCUGAUUAAAAAGCUCUGGUUGUUUGUUUAAA